GUGUAUAUUUUAAAGAUCUUGAUGAAAAGUUGAUAAAUCAUGACCCUCCAUUAAUGAUGGAUGCUUCGUCUGUAUUGGACACUGUAACACUUCCGGCACUGUUGAUAGUAUCGAAAUUUUUAUUGGCCGCUGGCCUUGAAGAUAAGAGUGAAAAGAUUUGGGUAAAAACUUGGAAAAGAACCAAUUUGAAUGUUACGAAACCUCCAAUCGAAGCGAAAUCGUUAGCAGGCUUCCAAAAUUUUGAAACCAAAUCUGGGGAUCAUCUUUACAAACAUAUGACUAAGUUCCCAGAUUCUACUCCAUACAUUACUAAUCUUGCCUUUAAUAUUGCUUACGGUCAUGAAAGUAAAAUUAUUCUACAAGCUCCUGAUGAAUUCAUCAUCAG
Messenger RNA from Racocetra persica, 385 nucleotides. The record is from the annotation of a GenBank genome assembly. NCBI's taxonomy places the organism in Eukaryota, Fungi, Glomeromycota, Glomeromycetes, Diversisporales, Gigasporaceae.